Messenger RNA from Filobasidium floriforme, 885 nucleotides. RefSeq lists its product as uncharacterized. Bases 1 to 885 code for a protein of 294 amino acids. Lineage: Eukaryota; Fungi; Basidiomycota; Tremellomycetes; Filobasidiales; Filobasidiaceae. The record is from RefSeq and is a predicted model, not a curated record. The transcript has 5 exons.
AUGCUCGUCGCUCUGUUCUUGUUGCUCCUGCCCUUGGCUAUGGCUUCGCCCGCGAUGCUGUUUGGGCGCGAUGGGCUCGGGUACGCCGACCCCGCUGACAACGGGGGCAAGCUGUUGACCAUCGCCCAAAAUACCUGGCCUGAGGGUCUCGGUGAACCCCUGAACGCGAUCAUCUCGACCAACUCGGACCCCAGGGUUCUGGUCGACUCGGCAGACAACGGAGGAUUUCUGAAUUACAUGCUCGCUCAAAACUUGGGGGAAGAAUGCUUCGGACAAGCCUUGGGGACACCUCAAGAGGCCAAUCUGGGGGACGGGCAGGGAAACAAGAACGAGGUCCAAGUGUUGAGGUGGAACUAUGGCGAUAUCUACAUUGGGACGUGUAUGGAGACCUUCAAGGGUGGUUUGCAUGCUCGUUACUGGUACCAGAACACUACUGGCGCGAUCUUCCUCGCCGUGUCGGAAGAGAAGGGGCUCGAUUACAACCACGACAUCAUCUACAACGGCUAUAACCUCGGACGAGACUGGUUUGUGGGUAACGCUACCAACCAGGACUCUUUGAUCCCUACCGUGCUCGAGACGGUCAACGGGACGUGGUACUCGGGCGUCACCAAUCAGACGACAUACUCGGGCGACAAGACGUUCAACAACUAUACGUACCACACUGAUGUUCAGUAUGUUAGUGGUCUGUUGCCGAAUAGCAGUGACGGUGUCAAUCACGCCGACAAGAUGUCUGUGCCGGGAAUGCCUGCCGUCGAUGGCUUGGUCGCCGUCCUGACCGUAUCCAUCACAGCGACGCCGCAAGACUUUGCGAACGCCGCCGUAAAACUCGGCAUGCCCGCGCUCGGCCUGCUCAUGACCGCGGUGGCCAUCAUCUUGACCCUGUGA